Racocetra persica is the source of this 781-nucleotide messenger RNA. The record is from the annotation of a GenBank genome assembly. NCBI's taxonomy places the organism in Eukaryota, Fungi, Glomeromycota, Glomeromycetes, Diversisporales, Gigasporaceae.
UUAACUAUGUAUGUGAUAAUUGGAUGAUUAAUGACAUGAGUAUUUGGGAAGUCCGUGGCGGAAAACAGAAUUUUACUUAUUCCAAAAUUAUGUGCUGGGUUGCUGUGGAUCGAGGAAUUCGAUUAUCAGAAAAACGUGUAUUCCCGUGUCCAGAUAGGAAUAGAUGGUUACAAGUUAGAGACACAAUUUAUGAAGAAAUUAUGACUAAGGCUUGGAAUCCUAAAAGAAAAAUUUUCACUCAAUCUUAUGAAGCCUUAGAUUCUUUGGAUUCUUCAGUGUUGAUUAUGCCUUUAGUAUUCUUUAUUAGUCCAACUGAUCCAAGAUUUUUGAGUGGACUUUCGGUGAAUAAUCUUGUUUUCCGCUACAACAAUCAUACUACGGACGACGGAUUAAGUGGAGAAGAAGGAGCCUUUUCAAUGUGUACAUAUUGGUUAAUCGAAGCAUUAACACGUGCUGGAAAAUAUGAUCGAAAAUUACUAGAAAAAGCAGAAUUUAUAUUUGAACAAAUGAUUGUACAUGGAAAUCAUUUAGGAUUGUAUAGUGAAGAAAUUGCAAAUGGUGGUGAGCAUUUGGGAAAUUUUCCUCAAGCUUUUACUCAUAUUGCUCUUAUUAGUGGUAGGAUUAAUUUAAAAGAAUCCGUUAAUGUUUUCUUUAAGACGAGCUGGUGCUGUGAUUGGCCUGUCUUAGAACGUGGAAUGUUUCGGAAAGGUUCAUUAGAUCACGGCACAGUUAAAUCUAAUAAAUCUGGUAAAUAUGGAUUAGAAGUAGAUACACCCUCUUU